Messenger RNA from Striga asiatica, 2771 nucleotides. The record is from the annotation of a GenBank genome assembly. Lineage: Eukaryota; Viridiplantae; Streptophyta; Magnoliopsida; Lamiales; Orobanchaceae.
AUGAACAGAUUGGGGAGAAGUCGGCCAACCAAACGGACCCUGAAAGUAAAAGAGGGCUAUUCAUCAACCCACACCCUAGGUCACCGCAACCCCGCCGCCGCAACCCCGCCAUCGCCGCUUCGUCCGUCUUCAGCUUCACGCCGCAUACCCGCUGCAAGAACACGCCAUAAAGGCCUCGUCAGUCGUCUAUCGCCUGCCUCCAUCACUGUCCCGUCCCUAUCUCUAGCCCCUCUCCGUUUCUGGCCUGCCUCUGUGUCUGACCCGUUCCUAUCUCUCGCCCUCCUCCUUCGCCGGCCCGUCUCAGUCGCAACUUUCAAAACCUGGCGAGAGAUCGAACAAAAUAGUCCCUCCCUUCCAAUGGAGAAAUCGUCACUGCAAAACUUAACCCUAAAUCCGUCCGACACACCUUUUUCUUUCCCGCCACACCGUCGCCGGCCACUUCGUAGCCGAACCUUUCGUGCCCUCGUCGGAAUUAUCACGAGCACCCACCAGCUGCAAAUCCAAGGUGAUGGUGGAGUACUUGAAGUAAGACCGGUGAGGGAAGAAGAUGGAUCGACAAUUUCCAACAAGGAUGCUAAUUCAGAGGCCGCCGUAAUUCCACUUCCUGAUUGCAAGCAGCAGUCAGAGGACACGUUAGUUAGAGAGACGAGUAUUAGUGAGAAAAAGGUUACAGACUUUCAGGGUGGUGAUUCCGAACCUAACCAAGCGACAACACUUGAAUUGGAUCAUGUGAGCUUGGGGACAGAUGUCAGACGGGAAGUAGCUCCAGAAAAUAGUGUUAGCAACGGGAACUUGUCUAUGGUUGUGAACCAAACGUCCGACUGUGCCAUUCAGGUUUCAAAGGAGCAAGAAAAUGCAUCAAGAGACGUUCUUGGUAAUCACAUGGAGAACUUAGUUGCAUUGGAAGAGCUCCAAGUGGACGAAGAAUUCUCUGUAGCCGAUUAUUCCGAUGUUCUGGAUUCUUGUUUUGGCGUGGAUAUGGGAAUUGAAUCAUCAAAAACCGUCUUGGAGGAGAAUAUGUCUAAAGAAACUGAGCAUGAACUGCAGCUGAAGGAGAUGGAACUGGAGAAACUCAUAAACUUUCAAAAUGCUGAUCAAGAGUUUGAAGAAGGAGAAAUCUCUGGGGAAGUUGGGGUUGCUGACGUGUCUUUUCAUGAAGAACCGUCAUUAGUAGGAGAUAGAACCGCAGAAAUAGUGCACGCGUCUGAGGAUGUUCUUGAUAAAGAAGAAUCUAUGAGCUCUGAUGAAUAUGACAGAGGUUUUUGGCAACAUCAAAUUCCUGAUCCUUUACUGGCUAGCACGGUUAAUAGUGACUACAACUCUGUGAACAUAGGAAGCCGACAAAUUGCUGGAGUGAUGCAGGGUUUUCAUCCUCAGAAUGUCUCUAAUGAUAGUCAUAUGGAGACCCAAACGAGUGGCCUGGUAUCACCUAGUUCUGCAAAGCAAUGCCCAUCAGACAGGAACCUCCAAGGGAAGGCUGCUGAAAGCCAAAUGUGUGCUACUGUUGAAAAGGAUGAGAACGGCAAAAGAAAGAGGAAGAAUGGUCCUUUGUCCGAGGAAAAAAGAGCUAAGAAAAAGAGAAAGGAUAGACUUAAAAGAGCAGAAAAGAACAGAAAACUUGGGGUUAAAAGAUUAAAACUGCAACCGGUUAAGAAGCAAAAGACAGUAACAUAUUGCCGCCACUUUCUACAUGGGAGAUGCCAUGAGGGGGAGAAGUGCAAGUUCUCUCAUGAUACAGUUCCCUUGACGAAGUCUAAGCCAUGUGGUCAUUUUGCCCGUCACUCUUGCAUGAAAGGAGACGAUUGUCCAUAUGAUCAUCAACUCUCCAAGUACCCAUGCAACAAUUAUACCACCAAUGGUUUCUGUAGCAGAGGCUCCGACUGUUUGUUCUCACACGAGGUGCCAGCUAAGCAGAUCGUAUCUACCACACAAACUCCCUCUAAAACAUCUGCAUUGUCUUCGAAAGUCAACCGCCCUGAAGUCAACUUAUUGUCCCCACCGAAUAACUCAAACCCGAGCAAGCACACGGAUGAUAAUCACGGUAAGAGCUUAGAACUGCCUUUUGCAAGGACCGUCUCAAGGACUACCACUGCUAAACAGGCUCCAAAAGGGAUUAGCUUUCUUUCUAACGUGGGGACUUCACUUGGUGGCACCACGAACAAGGAUGUUGUUAUUGCCAGUUGCUCAAACGAGCCCAACGAGAAAACUGAGAGUGUACCUCCAAGAAAACCCCGGGGAAUAAACUUUCUCUCCUUUGCCCAACCUAAUGCUACUAACACUUCAGAUGACAAUUCAAGUGGCAGCAAUAUAUUGUCUAAGUUGCUUCCAAGUUGCAGUCCUGAAACAAGAAAAUCCAUUAUGGAUGGUCUAGGCGAGAACAAAGCCGUUUGUUCGAAAGUUAAUAAUGCACAAAUGAACAACAGUUUAACGAGCAGCCCUAGUGAGAAGGUUGAUGGAAAUUUAUCAUCUUUACCAGGCCAGCUUUCCUUUGGUGGUGGGCAGAGUGCAAAUACCUCAGUCUCUUUCAGGACGCCGUUUUUGUCCAAUACACCGAGCUCAGUGCAAAAGGCUGUCCAGUCAACAUUAGCUUUUGCGGCAAAUGGGAUUAGAGUUUGUAUGGUCCCUUCAUCAUCAUCAACAACAACAUGAAGCUGAAAGUUGUCAAAGUUUUGGUGAGUGACCUUUGACUUUUAUGAUAACAUAGGUUAGGACGAGGACUGGAAAAAUCACAGUUCAUUAUCCAUUUGACAACAACAACAACAACAACAUAG